UCGCGGAAAAUAAAAUUUUCCCACAGUUUUGAAAAUUUUUUUUUGUUUUUUCAAAAAAAAAAUUGACAAAAUGUUAUACAACCAAUCAAAACAGUUCGAUUUCCCGGGUUCGGUUAAAUUUGAAAAAUUCGAUUCAUUCACGCCGUGGUUAAAAAGAUUUAUUAAAAGCAAGACAUCAUAUUUCGAAAUAAAAAUAUUUCUUCAAAAGUUAUGUUGAGCUGUGUAUGCAUUAUAAUAUUAUCGCCACAGAUUUGCCAUAUUCUGACCAAAUUAUUAUUCUCGGAUAUUGACAAGGAUCGCAAAAUUAUAGCACCACCCCCAAAGUUUAGCGGCCUUUUAUGGUUUUUAUUGGUGUUAGCGUUUUUCGGUGGCGGUUUGAUCGUGCCGGCAAUAAGCGCGGAAGAUUCUAAUCAUUCUUUCGUAACUACCCAGAAAGACGAUAACGAUUUGAAGGUUGGCAAACGGUCAUCGUCAUCCCUUUUCGACUUGGGUUUGAGACAGGAAAUAAUGAAGAAUUUGUCCAAAAACUUGACUAAAAUCUCUCCCAAUAUCGCAACCACUGAGGGAAUGGUAAGGAAAGAUGUCAAUAUGAGGUUAGUAGACGAAGUUCCUCCAUUCAUGCUUCUGCUUUACAGUGAGGAAUAUAAAGGUGAUUCAGAUCACCUGAAAACCACGAAAUCUAGCGACUUAUUUGACGAUAUUCCGAACGAUACCCAUGAAAAUCGUCACGUGAUCACUCCUUCGGACCCCCUAUUUUUCGACAGAUUAUUACUACUCGAUGAGGGUUACCGUAAAAAGAACUCGAGCUACAUGGAAAGUAAAUACUUUUCUCUCCUAAAAGCGGAAAACGAGUUUCGGCGGCGGGGUGGAAAUUACGAGCAACCGGAACUGAUUGAUCGGCAUGGAAAAUAUGAUUUCGAAUCCAUAGUAGCGACCAAGCCGGAUAGAAUCGUGAUAAGAUCCCCUCUGAACAUCGAAAUUCACUUCAACACUACCAAAUCCUUGACGCCCAACACGGCAUUCAACGAAUUAAUUUUGUACGGAGAAAGACUUUAUAAUCAGAGCAAUUUAACCCGAUCGAUCAUCCCGAGCGAGGAGAAUCAUUUCAUUAAAGUGUGCUUGAAGUUGAGUCGAGAUGAUUUCUCACUCCGAGGUUCAUGCACCUACCAAACACUUUCGUCUAAAUCUAAAUACGACAUAAUUGUCGUUAACAUCUCUUCCAAUUUUAUGAAAGAGGCGCGAAACACUGGUUUCUUGAUUUUGACCGUCGAACUAUCCAGGAAUGACUCCGAACCUCCUUCCAUGAAUCUCGAUCAAAUUUACAACACUAAUAUAUCUUCUAAAUAUGGGCCCUUUUUGAUAACUUAUCAAAAUUACGACGAUGAAACGAGAUUUAAACGAAAGAAUAACGUUAUCCUCAAUCACUCCAGGAUUAAAAGACACAUCUCCUCCGAUUACAAAUAUUGCCAAUUGCGUGAAUGGUAUAUCGACUUUUCGACUCUCGGUUGGAAAGAUUGGCUCAUUAAACCCGACGGAUAUUACAUCAACUAUUGCACCGGAAUAUGCGUAUCACCUCUUCUCAACGAAAAUUACAACGCUAGCAUGCAUGCCUUUAUUAAAGAUUUGUGGCUUAUAGCCACCAAGUCCCAUCCUAACCAUGACCAGGGAAACAGGAACACAUCUAUGAAAGAUAAGAAAAAUAGGGAAGAUCUGCCACCUUUGGCUUCUUGCGUUCCUAUAGAAUACGAACCAUUGAGUGUUUUGUACAUUGAGGAGUCUAAUAUAAUUCUCAAGCAUUUAUUCGAUAUGUCGGCAUCGAGAUGUGGAUGCCAUUGAUGGUUGAUUCAGAGGUAAAGAUCUGAACGAAGCUUAGCAAAUUAAAAUUAGAUCUUAAAAUUUCUCUUGUUGAAGCGAACUCUCCAGUGAAAUCAAAGCGGGAAUGGUUUAGUGUUACUUACUCUUACUUGCUGCCUGUCGCAUUGCAUAUAAUUUGUAUUAAUUAUUAAUCCAUCAUCUUUGUCUAUUUUUAUUACCAUAAUUCCAUUGUAAAAAUAUUUUGUUAUUAUGUCAAUCAAUUGUUGGAUAUUUUAGUUACUUCGAACAAAAUUAUAUUAACCCCCCCCCCCCAAAACAAAUUUAACUUUAUACAAAAAUUCCUAAGAGAACAACAUUUAUCCCAAUAUAAACAGUAUGAUGCUAAGUCAUAAUAUGCAAUAAUAUAUAUAAUGUAUCGUUUACCAUGAUAAAAGAUGGCAAUUAAUGGGACGAUUCUUAUUAAUCGGCUUUAAGUAGUGAUGUAAUCGAUGAAAUAGACGACAUUACAGAGAUCGUUCUUUUUGGUGGGGAAGGGAUACGCACCAUUAGUUACUUGUUUCAAAAUGUAACGAUUUUGAGUAAGGGUGAGGCAAGACAUUACUCGUUAGAAAAUAUAUAUUUUAUUAUAUUAUACUUUUAAAGCCGAGUUUUUUUUAUAUUCAGAAUCAGAUCAACCACCCGAAGUUAUAUUUUGUAUUUUAUUUAAUACACAUUUCUUAUAUAAUUUAAUAUUUAAUUUAUAAAGAAUAUAUGUUCAAUAGGAUUUAUUUCUUCAGAUGAAGAUGCUUAAAUUGUGCCCUGGCUCCAGUAGGAAUUGAGUCUAC
This is a messenger RNA of Gordionus sp. m RMFG-2023, 2639 nucleotides long. RefSeq lists its product as uncharacterized. Gene Ontology annotation, cellular component: extracellular region. The coding region runs from base 211 to 1836 and encodes 541 amino acids. NCBI's taxonomy places the organism in Eukaryota, Metazoa, Nematomorpha, Gordioida, Chordodea, Parachordodidae. The transcript has 6 exons. The record is from RefSeq and is a predicted model, not a curated record. Gene Ontology annotation, molecular function: cytokine activity; growth factor activity.